Messenger RNA from Macroventuria anomochaeta, 1041 nucleotides. RefSeq names its product PLP-dependent transferase. The transcript is spliced from 6 exons. Gene Ontology annotation, molecular function: pyridoxal phosphate binding; transferase activity, transferring alkyl or aryl (other than methyl) groups. Lineage: Eukaryota; Fungi; Ascomycota; Dothideomycetes; Pleosporales; Didymellaceae. Bases 1 to 1041 code for a protein of 346 amino acids. The record is from RefSeq and is a predicted model, not a curated record. Gene Ontology annotation, biological process: transsulfuration.
AUGGUAUCCGGUCACUUGGGCAACGUAACUAAGGCGCCAGAGUACGAGACUAUCGCACUCCACAGCGCCCAAGAACCAGACCCAAUCAACGCAUCCCGCGCCCUGCUUCUCUACCAAACAUGUUCCUACAACUUCACUGACGCCGCUGACGGCACGUCGAAGUUUGCAUGGUCGAAGAAGGAGAAGGAUACGUUUUUCGAGCAGCGCAUGGCUAUGCUCGAGGGCGGCGCCGGUGCCGUAGCCACAGCAUCCGAAUACUCAGCACAAUUCAUGGCCAUAACGAGCAUCUGCAAGCCAGGCCACAACUUUGUCAGCACGAUGAACUUGUACGGCAGAACAUUCAACCAAUUCCGUGUAUACUUCAAGGUCAACAUCCCCUGCAAGUUUGUCGAGGGCUCGGAUCCGCAGAACAUCAAGAACGCGAUUGAUGACAAGACGAGAGCAGUCUAUGUUGAAACGAUAGGCAACCCGCAGUUCAAUGUGCCAAAUUUGAAGGCGAUCAGUGAGGUUUGUCAUCAUGCUGGGAUUCGGCUGAUUGUUGAUAAUACGUUUGGAAUGGGCGGAUAUCUGUGCAAGCCUAUUGAGAUUGGUGCUGAUAUUAUUACCUCGUCCGUUACGAAGUGGAUUGGUGGACAUGGAACGUCGAUGGGUGCUGUUGACGAGCCUGCCGAUGGCGACCACGGCAUGCGUUUCUGGGAGACCUACGGGUACGAGCCUCUCUCAGCUAGGGUUCGCAUGGACGCUAUGCGUGACCUUGGACCGUGUAUAAGUCCUUUCAACGCCUGGCUCUUCGUCAACUACCCUGGACUUGAAUCGCACUCGGACUAUGAGCUGGCUCAGCGAGUACUGCCCAAGGGAUGGGGUGGUGUCUUGACCUUCUGCAUUGCCGGUAACAUCAAGGAGGUUGCAGCUGUCGUCGACAGCCUGAAGCUGUGCUCACAUCUCGCCAACGUAGGCCACGCAAAGACGCUCAUCAUCCCCGACGAGGAGAAGAUCAAGGGCGGCAUCACCCCAUACCUGAUCCGCGUCUCGCUCGCCUGA